GAAAGCCCCUCUAGGACCAGUGGGGCUCAGCGCAUGGGGCCGCGUGGAGGGUGGGAAUGCCUGGCCUCUGCCAGGAUGGAAGCGAUCCAGGUGGUCCACGCGAUGAGAUGUGCUCGCGCUGAGCAAGCAUAAGCGUUGGAAUCCUGCAGUCGCAGCGGUCGGUUGAGCGCUGCCCUUGAACAGGUCUGAAGACACCAGGCUCUCUCUUGAGCUGGGCCUGUUCGGGGACUGCAGGAGAGGCUGGGAGGUGAGAAAUUGAGAACUGCUGCUAACCAUGGCAGCACCUCCGCCUGGCCAGGAAGAUGCCCAGAAGUACAAAUCAUUACAGCCCAAGGAUGAUGUGGGAACAAGAAAAGGGUUUCGACGCUACAGGUGGGAAUUCAAAGACAGCAAUAAAGAAUUCUGGGUGAAUGGACACGCCGAGGUCAAGCUGCUGACUGUGGCCUGCAUCAUCGCUGGACUACAACUCUUCGAAACAGUGGCCACACACCCGAUUCUGAUCCUGCUCCUCACUAUGGAAUUGUCCUUCAUCGCUUUCUUCGUCUUCCUUAACUCCUUCGCCAUUAACAGAUACAUGACGUUUGUCUACUGGCCUAUCACUGAAAUCUUCAACGACCUCUUCGCCUUCGGGUUCCUGGUGGGCGGCAUAGUCUUUGCAAUGAGGGCUAGAAGGACAUUGCCCAUGGCCUACUUAGCUGCUGUGGUCCUUAUGGGAGUUGCCGCCUUUUUUGCUAUCGUUGACCUGUGUCUUCAAAGGAGACACCUCAAAGCCAAGAAGCUCAGAAAGCUCGCUCUGCUCGCUCCAGACAAGGAAGGGAGGAUGCCAGACCCAAAGCUUCAAGCAAUGCUGGAAGCUGCCAAAGAGGAAGAGGAAAGGCUACAGAAGGAGAAAGAACAGAAGGAGAAGGAGGAAAAGGAGAGACAAAAGAAACAGAAAGCAAAGAAGGAGAAGAAGAAGGCAAAAAAGGAGAAGAAGAAGAAGAAGUGAAUAGACAGGACAGACGGGAACAGAGGGAACGCCGGGAACGGCGAGCUUUGUGGCCUGGCCUCUGUACUCUCUCCCCUUGCCGGCUUUCCAGCCUACUUUCCUUUGCCGUCAAUAAACACCUCUUGGAAAGUAAA
Mesocricetus auratus (golden hamster) is the source of this 1122-nucleotide messenger RNA. It is a transcript of the gene Cmtm2, whose product is annotated as CKLF like MARVEL transmembrane domain containing 2. The transcript is spliced from 4 exons. Lineage: Eukaryota; Metazoa; Chordata; Mammalia; Rodentia; Cricetidae. The record is from RefSeq and is a predicted model, not a curated record. Bases 275 to 988 code for a protein of 237 amino acids.